Hippoglossus stenolepis (Pacific halibut) is the source of this 1963-nucleotide messenger RNA. RefSeq names its product multivesicular body subunit 12A (gene mvb12a). The record is from RefSeq and is a predicted model, not a curated record. The coding region runs from base 147 to 1010 and encodes 287 amino acids. Gene Ontology annotation, cellular component: cytosol; ESCRT I complex. NCBI's taxonomy places the organism in Eukaryota, Metazoa, Chordata, Actinopteri, Pleuronectiformes, Pleuronectidae. The transcript is spliced from 10 exons. Gene Ontology annotation, biological process: virus maturation; regulation of epidermal growth factor receptor signaling pathway; receptor catabolic process.
CGUGGCCUGAUGGGAGUUGCAGUCAGAUGGAUUCAGUACUUCCUGCUUUGACGAGGAAGACCAAGACAUUUCGACUGGUCGCUAAAAAGUAGUUUUCCUGUGGAGCCACAACCCCACGAAGAGACAGAAGCGAGCACACACUCAAAAUGUCUUUGAUGGAGCGUGGGGCCGUCCGGCCAAUUACGGCAGUGGCGUGGACCUCCAACACCAGCACCUGCCCCAAAGACUUCAUCAUGAUCAGCAUCACAGAAGACGGAUCAGCGGCGAACUUCACACGCAGCUUUGCGAUAAAGUCUGGAUAUUACCUCUGUUACAGCAAGGACUUGAUGGGUGGUAUGGUGGUUUCAGACAUUCAGCUUCUCUCAGACAAAGAUGCAAUUCCUCAUGGCUACUGCUUUAUCGCAGAGCACCUUGAAGCAAAGGCCUGCGUCUCUAAGAAGAAGCGGGUGUGCGUGCGUGUCGUCCCAGUCGGCAGCGUGGACACAGCUGUGCUGGACAUCAAACUGACAGCCAAAAGCAAAAUGAUGUUGCAGCAUUACACAUACGUGGGAGAAAUCAAUGGUUACGUGUUGUGGAGCAGAAAGGGACCUUUUUCUAACCCCAUGCCUCAAGCCAAACCACGCAGUGUGACCUUGGACAUCCGCAGAAUCUCCCUGGAUCAAACGUUUCCUCCUCUGCCCCUCAGACCCAGCAACCCCCCUCCACAGCCGCAUGGUAAAGUGAGUCAGAGACGUCACAACCUCCAAAUCAAGGACAACUUGGACAAACCUGCUGACAGCAGCCUCCAGGGAAUCACAGCUCUCGAUGGAGUUCCUUUCAGCCUGCACCCAAAGUUUGAUGCCCAAGCGAACGGGGCGGCUCUUCAGCUCAACUCUCAAUUAAACAACAUUCGUAUAAAGUCUCUCCAAGACAUUGAAAAUGAGUAUAACUACACAUUUGCUGUGGAGGAAAUUGCUGCCAAGAGGACCAGACCAUCUCUGCCAGCAGGAGGCGUCACAUCAGAUCAGUGAUCGUUGCACUUACAAUAUCAGGGUUUCAUGUUUUACUCUGUCCAAAUGAUUUUUUUAGGAUGACAUCUCAUUGUGGUAGAUGGUACAGAUGAAGGAUUAUCAUACCUACAUUUAGAUUAAUAAUAUUAGGCUUUAAAGAUCAUAAUUUAUCAUAACGGAGCCAGUUGAAGGGUCAUUGAAGGGCACUACUAUUCUGAAUGACACAGUCAGUUGAUCAUUUCAGGUCAUGCUUUUUUUUUUUUUCAUCUUUCAUGAAAGGAAACGCCUGUUUAAAAGAGAUUAUACGUGUCAUCAUACCGUCUGAACACAUGUUCAACUGUUUACCUUUUGUAAGAAUGCAGCCUUUAUAGAUGUUAUGGGGUUUCUUAUGUAAUGUAUCUAUGAACCUGUAGAGUAUCUGCUGUGUACCUGCUGCUCAUCUUCACUUUUACUAAUGUAAUUAUCGAAAAAUGAGAAUUGUUACAAAUGAAGAAUGCACUUGCCAUUUAUUUAAGAUGUGUUCUCCUGCUCUGUUGUGAAUGUUGCCUGCGACGCAUCUUGAAUUUGUUCGAUUCUUAACUAUUUCCUGACGUGGAGCUGUAACACUGUCAGUGCUUUGUGGAUGAGCUCUGCUGCAUCUGAUAAUCUGCAGAUAGACUAACAUAUCUAAAUGUAGGAUGUAGUGCAUUUCUUGUAUGAGGAGUAGCCUAUUAUCAGGCUUGUAGUAUUUCAAAAAAAUAUCCUAUUUUAAAGGUGUAAGGAGGAAAGUUAUAUAUGUUACACUUUGUGUUUGUCAUACUAAAAGAUAUGUGGAGAAAAGGGGAGAGUAUCGUUUUUAUAAAUGUGGGCGGGAUUAAGGGCCAAAUAUUUGUAUAUCUCCUUGUAUAAUCUAUAAUAUAUAUAUUUUUUUGUUUUUAUUACGGUGUUGUAAAGUUUUAUUGCAUGGGGAAAAAAUAAAAACCUAUGAAACCCUA